This is a messenger RNA of Mus musculus (house mouse), 2667 nucleotides long. RefSeq names its product zinc finger, CCHC domain containing 7 (gene Zcchc7). The transcript has 8 exons. Gene Ontology annotation, molecular function: zinc ion binding; nucleic acid binding. The record is from RefSeq and is a predicted model, not a curated record. The coding region runs from base 747 to 1931 and encodes 394 amino acids. Gene Ontology annotation, cellular component: cytosol; nucleolus; nucleus. NCBI's taxonomy places the organism in Eukaryota, Metazoa, Chordata, Mammalia, Rodentia, Muridae.
CAUUAAGGCAACUGACUUUCCAUAAUGUUUGGUGGCUAUGAGACUAUAGAAGCAUUUGAAGAUGAUCUUUAUCGUGAUGAUUCAUCUAGUGAACUGAGUGUUGAUAGUGAGGUGGAAUUUCAGCUCUACAGCCAAGUCCAUUAUGCCCAGAGUAUACAUAAUGCCAACAAGGAGGAAGGAUAUGAGGAAAAGAACUGUGAGAAUUCGGAAACAGUGAGUAGUCAACCAAAUCAGAAGAACUUAAUCGUCCUUUCAGAUAGUGAGGUCAUCCAGCUAUCUGAUACAUCAGAGGUCAUCACAUUAUCUGAUGAAGAUAGUAUUUAUAGAUGUAAAAGAAAAAAUAUUGAAGUCCAAGCGGAAGAAAAGACCCAGAGCCCUGCUACUUCUCAUUCUAAUAAAGUGGCUCAGAAAUGCAAGAGGAAUAAUAAGAAGCCUAAACCUGAAGAGAGGCCAGGUGUGAUCCGAGAGGUCAUGAUCAUAGAGGUCAGUUCAAAUGAGGAGGAAGAAAGUACCACUUCAGAGAACGAAAAUGUGGAAAGCUGGAUGCUCCUGGGGUCUGAGGAAGAUGGUAAAGACAAUGACAUCCUUCUCAACUUGGUGGGGUGUGAGACCGCUGGUGCUGAAGGUUAGUGUCGUAUUGACUGUUUUGAAAAGUACUAACAUCUUUAUUAAAGGAGGACUACUUUUCCUAGAUAAAAGACCAGUAGGGUCUCAUCUAUUUAAUUUCAUUUUUUGGUUUUAUUUACAUGAGACUCACUAGCUUAGUGGUUCUUUUUCUGAACAUGAUAAAGAAUAUAUUAAAGUGUCGAAGAAACUGCUUCUAUAAGCAAAUUUUUAGCGUUUCUUCUUAUUUGGCUCAAGUCAUUCUAGAUGGAAAUCUUCGUUCUUUUCUGUCUGCGAACACAGAUGAUGUAAAUUGGUUCAUCAGUGACAAAGACAUCGAGGCCAAGAUAGAUAAUAACAGAUCAUCUGGAAGGUGGAACAACCGAUACUAUUCAGUCAACAAAAAUGUCACCUGUAGAAAUUGUGAUAAACGUGGCCAUUUGUCAAAAAACUGCCCCUUACCACAAAAAGUCCGGGCCUGCUGCCUCUGCUCAGAGAGAGGACAUCUCCAGUAUGGCUGUCCAGCCCGUUACUGCUUAGACUGCUCUUUGCCCAUGUCUUCCAACCACAGAUGUUUUGAAAGAUUGUCCUGGAGAAAACGAUGUGACCGAUGUGAUAUGAUAGGCCACCAUGCUGACGCUUGCCCAGAAAUCUGGAGGCAGUAUCACCUAACGACCAAACCUGGACCACCAAAAAAGCCAAAGACCCCUUCUGGACAAUCAGCGUUAGUGUAUUGCUACAACUGUGCACAGAAAGGCCAUUAUGGACAUGAAUGUACAGAGAGACGAAUGUUUAACCAGACGUUUCCAACAUCUCCAUUCAUAUAUUGCUAUGAUGGCAAAUAUGACAUCCAGCAAAGGGAUCGGAGAAUAAAGCGAAAAGUCAAAGAUCUCAAGAAAAAUGGAGACUUUCCAAGGCAGUUCAAAAGACCACAUGUAGAAGAGACAGAUAAGAGGCGCCACCACGAUAUGAGAAAAAGCCGUUCCCCAAGAAAAUACAGGAGGUGGCCUCGAGAAAAUAAAGAAACACAGAAAGAAAAGACCAGGAGUAGAGAAGGCAAGACGCACAGGAGGGGUCACCAGCCUCGGGGUGAGGAUGAAGACUUCCCCAGGGGCUCAAAACCCAACGCCUCUGGCUGCGCUAACAACCAGAAGCCUUCUAAGUCCCUCCACCAUGCAUCCCAUUACCACAGGCUGAGAGAAGAGCGGCUUCUCAGGGAGAGCAAGCGGAGCAAGCCAAAGAAAAGGAAGAGUACAGAGGACGGCAGCCAUGAUGAUUUGUUUCUUAUUAAGCAAAAGAAGAAGAAGCCUAAGCCGAGUGGUCUCUGACCUGGUCUCCGCGCUUCAGUGUCCUGGAAGUGCUUAAGUACCUGUUAAUGAGACGCUGGGAUUGAAUGCUGAGUUCCGGCCAUGCCUGGAGUGGCUGUACAGAGACCACAAAGAGUUCAGGUCUGUGUCCACAGGCUGUUCCUAGGUAGGAAGGCAAACUUGAGGUAGAAAAUUGUCUUUUCAUGAAAACCUUUUUAAAUGCUUUGGAAAAAUUACAAGCUCAUCAGAUGAUUUUAUCUCCAAUGUUUGAGGACUUAAAAGCUCAUUGGAAGAAAGUUUAUUGUUAAGAAAAGUCAUCACUUUUUUAGCUUUUUUUUUAAGAACACUGGAAAAAUCAAUGAAAAUCCAAGCCCGGCUUUGCUUGCAUCAGAGGCUGUUGGAAUCUCUCUCUGUACAGAACAGCAUGUAAAAUGAAGCUGUCACCAUUGAAUUCUGGAGGAGGUGGAGGAGAGGACAUAGCAAAUACACAAACAAAAUGUGCGCAGUGUGGGCUUGCAGGACGGAGGUGUGAAAGGCAUCCUCAAACUUGAGUGCAAUGGCAGGGACAUUUUGUUCGCACUGUUAACAGCCAUAGUUCAAGAGACAGGGAUACAUACCAUCAACCUAACUUGUCCUCGUGGAUCCUUUUAAACACUUCAACGCUCUUUAGAAUCUUUUGUACUUGUGAGCCUUUUUUACCCUUGUGAAAGCCUAAUGUUAGAAUAAGAAAAAUAAAAUGCCUGAAACCAUGUGUAAA